Messenger RNA from Meloidogyne enterolobii, 423 nucleotides. Lineage: Eukaryota; Metazoa; Nematoda; Chromadorea; Rhabditida; Meloidogynidae. The record is from the annotation of a GenBank genome assembly.
AUGAAAAAUAGUAUUUCGAUAAAAUCAGAAAAUACUUUUUCCCUCUCCUCCCGAAAACAACAUCAUCCCUCAUUUCUUGUAGUUUCCGGUUCUUUUCGUUGGUUUGGAACUUCAACUUCUCGCAAUGAGCGUGCCAUUAUGCUCUCUACUCCCACCCGUCAACAAGAAAAUGGGAAAGACACAACUCUAACAACACCUUCACCUAACAAUAUGUUCAAGGAAAUGAACUUGAAUAAUUUAAAUGGUUUGCAAAAAAAUAAUGGAAUUAACACAAAAAGGCCUUCAAAAAAGGAAAUUAAAGACGCUUAUUGUUGCUGUGGUUCUAUUAAAUUGGAAUGUUUUGUUAUUGGAAUUACUAUUGUUGAAUUGGUAUUUUACGGGUAUCAGGUUGAUUUUUAUGUUUUUUUAAAUAUAAUUUGGUAG